Messenger RNA from Cylicocyclus nassatus, 1351 nucleotides. Lineage: Eukaryota; Metazoa; Nematoda; Chromadorea; Rhabditida; Strongylidae. The record is from the annotation of a GenBank genome assembly.
AAUGCCGGUGUGAUUACAAGUGAUAUUCUGCGCUGAAAUCUCAUUAUCACCAAUCAUUUUUAUAUGGCUUCAUCUAGAUACUAAUUUCUCUUCUUCAAAAAGAUGGCAAAUGACUGGAUUCAUUGCAACGCGUGUUAUCGACAGCCAACUCAGGGUGUUGUCUACCUUUUAUCAAGCUGUGGGCACAUUGUUUGUCAGACUUGUUCUACAGCAUCUGAAACAGGAAACGAGGGUCCAGAGAAGCCUUGUCCAGUUUGUCAUAAAAAAUGCGCGAUUGCUGAAAUCAACAGAAAACUGCGCCCCGAACUUCAGAUCCUUUUUCGUAACCCGAAAGAAGUUGCAACACAAUAUAUGAAAAAUCUCUCGCAAGUCUUGGAAUUUCAAGGAACGAACAGAAAUAGGCUCGCUAAGCAUAUCGCUGAAAAGGAGAAGAAAGCUGUAAAGUAUGCUAGCUUGGCUCGCGACGAGAUCAAGAAGAGAAUUGACAUUGAAAAAAAAGCAGUAGAAGAACAUACGCGGCUGAAACAUGAGCUGGAUAUGGAGCGAUUCCGCUGCCGUACUCUUGAAGCGAAGCUCGCUGAACAUGAAAAGCAACUCGAAGAACUAAAGAAGAAUGUGAAUAUGGCCGGACCAAUCGUUCGUUCCGAUUCGGGUAUCGAUGCAGAGAUGGACAUUGACAGCAACAUUUCCUUCUUGAACGUAGCCACGAGCACUCCAAUCCAAAAAUGCAGCCCCCUCAAUCGUUUCACAUCUACUGGGCAUAGAAAUCGUAACCAUAUUGCGGAAAUGUUCCUUGGUGGUGCUGACGAUGUUCUCUCACCGAUUACAUUCCCACCUAACCAGCUCCUGACAACUCCAGCUAUGCUGGGAAUAAAACAAAAGGGUCACAGGCGAAGCAGCUCCGCAAAUGAGCGGCAGCCAUCAGGUGGCAAUAGGUUCGACGGCAAUAGGUUCGACUUCCAUUCCAGUGGAGGAAAAAGCACCAACUGCUUUGGCUUGUCGAAAACCUGAUUUUCAGCAGAAAAUUCUUUCUGAUACUGUGAAUAUCAUUUCAUUUCUUUUGGAGUACUCUAGUUAAUCAGUGUUUGGCUAAUAUCUCAUUCCGUUGAUAACGCCGUUAACUCUUCCAAAUUUUUUUCAAAAGCAAAAUGUUGGCUUCACAAAUUAUUAGAGUGGCGGAGUUGUUUGAGCAUGUUGUUGUGGUUUUUUCUAUAGUUUAUUACUUCCAAAGAGCCUAUUCUAUACAUGGUGAUCAGUUACAAUUCAAAUUGAUCUUAUUGUUGGAUUGAGUUGAACGUUAAAACUAUAAUAACACUAAGGUGUUUGAUUUAGUUCUUGUUCCUUUACUUUU